CCGGCCCGCCCGCCGGGCUGCGCCGUCCCGGGGACCCGCGGGCACCGGGAGCCUGAGAAGAAAUUAAAAGUUAUUUCAGGAAUACGGAACACUUUAUAUUCAGGAAUACAAGAAAAACAACAAGGUGGAGUCAAGUACAUGCAGCAGCUUCAUGGGCUUGAAGGAUCAUCUGGGGCAUGACUUAGGCCACCUUUAUGUGGGGAGCACUGGCACACAAAUAAAUGCAAUUGUACCUUGGUCAGUGGUGGAGAAGCCAACAAUGGAUAAGGUUAAUUCUAGGAAAGAAGAUGUAGAAAAGGAGGCAUCUGAAGAGACUUCCGGAAGCUCCAGCUGUGACUCUGAAGAAAGCACAAAUUCUGAUAAUGAUUCAGAGAGACUGAAUAAUUCUGCAUCGGAGUCACAUUUAUUGCCUAAGACUCACCGAGAGCUGUGCCGAUCUCCUUGCUUAGAGCCUCAUAUACUAAAAAGAAAUGAAAUCUUGCAAGACCUUAGAAUAGAAGAGGCUCAGAUAGUACCUAAGGAAGUCAAAAAGCCCCCUGAUGUGGUGAAAGAAUAUCAAACCAAACUGGAGUUUGCACUUAAGUUGGGUUACUCUGAAGAGCAGGUUCAACUUGUACUCAAUAAACUUGGUACUGAUGCUUUAAUAAAUGAUAUUUUGGGAGAACUUGUCAAACUUGGGAAUAAAACUGAGACUGAUCAGACUGUAACUAAUGCUAACACUAGUGUAAUGCGUGAAGCGUCUUCCCUAGAGUCUCAGAGGUCAGAGUCUCCACUGCAGGAGGAUGUGACAGAGGAUGGUGACAACCUGAGGCCAAUAGUUAUUGAUGGCAGCAAUGUUGCAAUGAGCCACGGGAACAAAGAAGUAUUUUCUUGUCGAGGAAUCAAAUUGGCAGUAGACUGGUUUUUGGAAAGAGGCCACAAGGAUGUUACUGUGUUUGUGCCAGCAUGGAGGAAAGAACAGUCAAGACCUGAUGCUCUUAUAACAGAUCAAGAAAUCUUGCGUAAAUUAGAAAAGGAGAAGAUUCUUGUGUUCACACCAUCCCGGCGAGUGCAAGGGAGAAGGGUGGUGUGCUACGAUGACCGAUUUAUAGUGAAGUUGGCCUUUGAAUCAGAUGGCAUCAUUGUUUCUAAUGAUAAUUACAGGGAUCUAGCUAAUGAAAAGCCAGAAUGGAAGAAGUUCAUAGAUGAGCGCUUGUUGAUGUAUUCAUUUGUUAAUGACAAAUUUAUGCCUCCUGAUGAUCCUCUUGGCCGCCAUGGUCCAAGUCUGGACAAUUUUCUUAGGAAGAAGCCUAUUGUACCAGAACAUAAGAAGCAACCAUGUCCCUAUGGGAAGAAAUGUACCUAUGGACACAAAUGCAAAUACUAUCAUCCAGAAAGAGGAAAUCAGCCUCAGCGAUCUGUAGCUGAUGAACUUCGUGCCAUGUCUAGAAGCACAGCUGCCAAAACUACAAGUGAAGGAGGACUGGUAAAAAGCAAUAGUGUUCCCUGUAGCACUAAAAAUGAUAGCACUUCUGAGCUGAAGCGUGCUGCUCCAAAGAGGCAAUCGGAUCCUAGUAUAAGGACUCAAGUCUAUCAAGACUUGGAGGAAAAGCUUCCCACCAAAAACAAAUUGGAAACCAGGUCUGUACCUUCUUUAGUUAGUAUACCAAGUUCCUCUGCUGGAAAAGCCCAAAGUACUGCACCUUUAACUAACGGCCUUCCAUCCGGAGUUCACUUCCCACCUCAGGAUCAAAGACCACAGGGCCAGUAUCCUACAGUGAUGAUGGCAACCAAAAAUCAUGGAACGCCAAUGCCUUAUGACCAGUAUCCAAAAUGUGAAUCUCCGGUGGAUGUAGGGUAUUACUCUAUGCUGAGUGCAUAUUCAAAUCUGAGUAUAUCUGGUCCACGUAGUCCUGAAAGGCGCUUCUCCUUGGACACAGAUUAUAGGAUUAGCUCUGUAGCUUCUGACUGCAGCAGUGAAGGGAGCAUUAGCUGUGGCAGUAGUGAUUCCUACGUGGGUUACAGCGAUCGCUCUUACAUGAGUUCGCCUGACCCACAGCUGGAGGAGAACUUGAAGUGCCAACAUAUGCACCCGCAUGGCCGCCUUAACACUCCGCCCUUCCUACAGAGCUACCACGAGCCUCUCGCACGAGUGCAAAGCUAUAGUCAUGAAGAACCAAAGCAUCACCACAAAUCUCCUAUUCCAUACAUGGCUGUGCAUCUGCAGCAUCCAAUAGUCGGUGCUCGGUCUAGUUGUCCGAACGACUACUCCACAUCUCAGAGUUCGCCACAUUCAAAAACCAUGCACCUGGGGAGAGCCCUUGUAUCCACGAGAAUAGAUAGCAUUUCAGACUCACGCUUGUAUGAUAAUUCUCCUUUAAGACACAGAAAGCCUUAUUCUGGCCAAGAUGGGCUCGGAGGUUGGGAUAGGCAGAGUUAUGGGAUGGAUGCAUAUGGCUACCGCCAAACCUACUCCUUGCCAAGUAACCCCACACAGCCAUGUUAUGAGCAGUUUGCCUUCCAAAGCCUCCCUGAACAGCAGGACCAGACUUGGCGUGUACCUUACUGUGGAAUCCCUCAAGACCCUCCAAGGCACCAAGACACCCGCGAGAAGGUUUACAUUAACCUCUGCAACAUCUUCCCCCCUGAUCUUGUCAGGAUCGUCAUGAAGAAGAACCCUCACGUGACGGACGCUCAGCAGCUCGCUGCAGCCAUCUUAGUGGAAAAAUCUCAGCUAGGCUAUUGAGAGAUGAUGCAUCUUUGUGGUGUCUAGUAGUUUUCAGCUCAGCUCUAACGCUGAGGGAGGUUUGCUACAAUAGCAUUUGUGAUCUCCUUCUCAGCAAGGAGGUUAUAUAGUAAUCCGUUUAUGUGAAAUACUGUAUCAUGGAGUCUGUGUGUAUAGCCCCAUGCAUUGGAAGUACCAGAUAUGUUUUGUGUUCUAGUUUGAAAAUUUUUAAAUGGCUAUUUUCACAGCUGGAGGAUGUUCCAGUUUAAAUUAAUAUAUAUAUAUAUAUAUAUAUAUAAAUAAUCUGUGGUCUCUGGUUAUAAUCUUUGGUGCAUCAGGGGUUUAUAUGCAGCACUUUCUAUCCUUGUUACAUGUUGUUGGGAUUUUUUGGUUUAGUUUUUUAACUUGCUGGAUGCUUGUCCUUGGGCUGUGAGGUAUUAAAACAACCUACAGAAAGAGGAUUUUGCUACUUCUGGCAAGCAGUUUUCAAGCCAAGUUUGUGAACUUUUUACAACACCAGAAGUAUGUCUGAUGUAUGUUUGUUUGGGUUUGUGAGCUUUUUUUGUGCUGUAAUCAUCUGUUUAUAGAAAACAAAGAUUUACUACAGCACUGACUUCAUUUUUUUAAACAAAUAAUUAAGUUACCAGUUAACAGUGAAAUGGAUAACAAUAUAUUGGUAAUUUAUAGUAUGGCACUUUUCAUUAUUUUCUUUGUUUAUUUUAAAUAGUUACAUAUUUUGUUGAUGCAGUCAAUUAGUAAGAUCAGAUGCAAACAGAGGAGGAAAAAAAUUUUUUUUUUACUAAUUUAUGGAUAUGGUAAAAGCCUUAAUGCCUGAUUUUCAAAGGUACUGAGAUUUUGCAUCCCCCUUUGAAGGCAAGAGAAGCUGCAAAUGCUCAGAACCGCAUCAAAUCAGGCCACCCUGUAUCAGUUCCCUUGUGUUGUUACCCAGCUCUGUGUAUUU
Manacus vitellinus (golden-collared manakin) is the source of this 3665-nucleotide messenger RNA. It is a transcript of the gene ZC3H12C, whose product is annotated as zinc finger CCCH-type containing 12C. Gene Ontology annotation, molecular function: RNA endonuclease activity; mRNA binding; metal ion binding. Gene Ontology annotation, cellular component: nucleus; cytoplasmic ribonucleoprotein granule. Bases 152 to 2725 code for a protein of 857 amino acids. Lineage: Eukaryota; Metazoa; Chordata; Aves; Passeriformes; Pipridae. The transcript has 6 exons. The record is from RefSeq and is a predicted model, not a curated record.